This is a messenger RNA of Aureococcus anophagefferens, 2670 nucleotides long. RefSeq names its product putative arylsulfatase (gene ARS18). Bases 1 to 2670 code for a protein of 889 amino acids. NCBI's taxonomy places the organism in Eukaryota, Pelagophyceae, Pelagomonadales, Pelagomonadaceae. The record is from RefSeq and is a predicted model, not a curated record. The transcript is spliced from 3 exons.
AUGAACAAGCUCGCCUCCGGCGGCGUGACGCUGACGUCCUUCUACGCGUCGCCGACGUGCACGGCGUCGCGCGCGGCGCUCUUCACGGGCAAGUACCCCAUGCACUUGGGACUUCAAGAUUCCGUCAUCCACCCGUCCGAGCCGCGCGGCGUCCCUCUCAAGGAGACGUUCCUCUCGCAGAAGCUCAAGGACGCGGGCUACGGCACGGUCUUCGUCGGCAAGUGGCACCUGGGCUUCCACCAGGCGGCCUACACGCCGUCGCAGCGGGGCUUCGACGAGUUCUUCGGCAUCCUGACGGGCGGCGGCGACCACGUGGCGCACGCGUCCACCGAAUCCUUCGCGAUGCGCGGGCCCGACUACAAGUCGAAGAUCACGACGAUGACGGGGUCGAACCUGUGGCACAACGGCCGGCCCGUCGGCGAGGACGAGGAGGGCGUCCGGGACACGCACUCGACGCACCUCUAUACGGCGAAGUCGCGCGCGUACGUCGCGAAAUACGCGGAAAUGGCCGACGUGCCCCUCUUCCUCACCGUGUCCUACCAGGCUGUGCACGCGCCCAUCCAGGUGCCCGACGAGUACGUCGACGGGUCCGCCUACGCGAACGGCUGCGAAUCGCUACGCGCGGGCUCCGCGUCAGCGACGCGGCUCCGGCGCCAGCUCUGCGGCAUGGUCUCCAUGGUCGACGAGAGCCUCGCGUCGAUCCACGACGACCUCAAGGCCGAGGCCAUGUGGGAGAACACGCUCCUCUUCUUUUUGUCGGACAACGGCGGCAUCCUCCGGCACGGGUCGUCGAAUUUGGACCUCCGGGGCGAGAAGGGCUCCUACUACGAGGGCGGCAUCCGCGUGCCCGCCUUCGUCUCCGGCGGCUACCUCGCCAAGCUCCUGAGCGCCGGGCGCGUCUUCGAGGGGCUCGUCCACAUCACGGACCUGCACGCGACGGCUUUACGCGUCGCGGGCGUCUCCUCGAAGGAGGACAAGCGCGCGGCGCCCGCGGUCGCCGCGGCCAAGGUCGGCCACCUGCGGCGCCUCGAGCCGGGGCAGCAGCCCCAGUCCUACGCCGAGACGGCCCUCGACGACGUGCUGUCGCACGAGCACCUCACGGACUCGCUCGACGGCGUCGACCAGUGGGACGCGUUCGUCUCCGGCGCGUCCGCGGCCGCGUCCCAGCGGACCCACGUCGCCCACAACAUCAACAGCGAGCUCUUCGGCGCCGCGGGCGCGUUGCGCGUCGGCGAGUACAAGCUCAUCGUCGAGGCGCGCGUCACGGAGAGCGAGAUCUACGAGUACGGCCAGCACAUGCUCCAGGACGACAACUGGGACCAGAGUGAGCUGUCCCAGGUCAUCCACCAGAAGCUGCUCCGCACGCCGGGCACCACGUCCCUCUUCGACGUCGUCGCGAACCCGAACGAGCUCGACGAGGAGGACUGCGACGACGCGCGGAGCUGCCGCAAUUUGUACGACCUCGACGAGUUCGCCGACGUCAAGGCGACGAUCCUCGAGAAGUGGGCCGAGCUCCGCGACUCGACGCCGGAGUCCACGGAGAUCUGGCUCGACGACGGGCCCCUCGCGGACCCCGCGCUCUUCGGCGGCGUGUGGACGCCGUGGCGCGACGACCUCGGCAUGCCCUACGCGACGUACCAGCUCGCGACGAAGACGGUCCACAACACGCUCGGCGGCGACAACAAGCCCAAGCCCGCCGAGGCCGCCGAGGCGUCCGCGGAGCAGACGAACGCGGGCCACAACCGGCGCCUCGCCGAGGCCCGGGGGGGCGGCGGCGUCUCCGCCGCCACCCUGGCGCUCGGCGCGGCGCUGGGCUACGCCGGGGCGCAGCUGCGGCGGCUGCUCUUGCCACUCGCGCUCGCGCCCAUGUUCGCGCUCCCGCGCCCGCGCAGCCCCAUCCGCACGCCGACGCUCCACAAAACCAUCGCGCCGCCACUGCUCGAGGUCGCGUGCCUGCGCGGCGGCGGCGGCGGCGUCUCCGCCGUCGAGAUCAUCGACGCGCUGAAGAGCGCCGCCGCCGCCUGGUUCGCCGCAUCCGUCGUCUACCUGACGACGCUCCAGUGGAGCGAUACGCGCCAGAGCGCGUCGCAACGGCCGCUGCCCGAUCUGGGGUUCCAGUUCGUGCCCGCGGUCGCCGGCGCGGGCGCGGCCGCGGACGUGCUGGGCAGCGCCAUGGCCCUCUACCUCGUGGGGACGGGCAUCUUCGGCGGCGCCGCGGGCCUCGAGUGCUUCCGCCGGAGCCUCGUCUACUGCGCGGGCGGCAUGCUCUUUUCCGCCUCGCUUCACACAGCGACGACGCUGCCCGACAGCGACCCCGCGCCGCCGGCGCCCGACGCGCUCGAGCGCGCGCACAGGCGCUUCGGCGGCUCGCGCGUCGGGCGCCUCGCGGCGGGCCUGGGCCGCUUCGCCAAGUUCGUGCAGCGCUUCAUGGGCGGCGCGACGGACAAGUUGAUGUCGAACCACGUCUACAACACGGGGCUGGCCGCGCACUUCAUGGCCGUCCGCGGCGUCAUCCCGCGCUUCUGCGUGCCGCUGUGGGUCGCGGGCGGCGUCGCGGGCUACUCCGUCCUCAUCCUCGCGUCGCGGUGCCACUACACGGCGGACGUCGUCCUGUCCUGGUGGGCCCUCGCGGCCGUCUGCGCCUACGACGCGGGCUGCCCCGGCGCGUAA